This is a messenger RNA of Owenia fusiformis, 1931 nucleotides long. The record is from the annotation of a GenBank genome assembly. NCBI's taxonomy places the organism in Eukaryota, Metazoa, Annelida, Polychaeta, Sabellida, Oweniidae.
GGAGACACUUUGGUCGGCUCGGGACUCAAUGGUAGAGUUUACAACAACGCCAGUUUGAUAGAGGGAAAGAUCGGCCAAGGGAUAAACUUAGAUGGCAGGAAUCAAUGGAUAGAUCUCGGACAACAUAGAGACGAAUGUUUUGGGAAUUUGGAAAUGUGUCCACAUGGUUAUACGCUGUCCAUGUGGCUAAAGGUUGGACCAAAGAACGCCCCUGAGAUGUAUUAUUUCUCCAGUGGGGGACAGACAAGAUCAUCGUAUGGAAUAACCCUCCAUUGGCUGAAAGGGAAGCUCGAUGUCAGGUUUAGCACGAGGACCAAGAUUUGGACGGUGAAAUAUGACGGACAGAUGAAAGGCCAAUGGCAUCACGUGGUACUCACGUGGAACCGGGAUAAUGAGCUCCAUCUAUGGGUGGACGGAGAUGAAGUGGCUGAAGAUGCAGAACCGACGGCACGUAAUGUCCAAACUACAAAAUGGAAUGACAUCACAAUGGGACGCCCAAAUAAUGCCCAGACAAAGUAUGGUCAAGCUGUCAUUGAUGAACUGAUCUUUUGGGAUAAGAGACUGGACGAUGAAAGGAUCGAAGGCCUUUGGGAUACAUAUCAAGGAAAUGAGCAUAUUGAUGUUGUGACUCCUAACAACGACAAAGUUCAUUAUGUACUAAAUACGAAUGACCUGAAAGGACAGAAUUAUGUACGGUUUGAAUUGAAGACAUGCAAAGGAGCCUCUGUCUAUAUGGGCCCACAGCCUACAAGGAAUUACACGCUUUUGUAUCAGGUGCACUUCGGGGGUGGAGGCAACACAUAUUCAUUCAUCAAUAAAGGGAAGGGAACAUGGCCGAGAAAACUACAAAUAAAUACACCCGGUAUCGUUGACUGUGAUGAGUAUCAACCGUUUUGGGUGAGCUGGACAAAGGGGCGUCGAACGUUGACCAUCGCUGCAGGAACCGGGCUGUGCGUUGGGCUCAAUCAGAUUCUACAAUGGACGGAUACAUCAAACAUUUGGAACGUAAAUAACAUAGGAAUUGGCGCUUAUUACAAUGCACAUGCUAGCUGGAGGUUUUACAAGACCAUCGCACAUGAGGAUUGUCACAGAGUCACUGGACCAUACUAUCUUCAAUCUCUCAACUACCCGACACACGAAUGGGGCAUCAACGCUAACAAAGAAUUGUACAUCGUCAAAGGAGGGGGACAUAGGUUUGACAUGGUGCAACCGGGCCUCACAUCCGAAAAUGAGACGGUCUCAUUUGAGUCACACAGCGAGGAAGGCGACUAUCUCAGACAUCUUAAGUCAAAUCUUCAUUUGGAACAUCCCGAAAAGAGGAAUUCGAAAAUAUUUGCACUCGACUCGACUUUCAGAAUACAAAAGAAUCAGUGGUUUGUUGGAUACUUAACCUUUGAGUCAGUUAACUACCGUGGCCAAUACAUCAGGCAUCAGGGCUAUCAAGUGAAAAUAUCUAAGUUUGAAAACACUGACCAAUUCAAAAAGGAUGCCAGUUUCAAACUUGUACAUGAAUGCAAGCUAGAAAAACUUGGUAAACAGUAUAUGGGAAGAGUUUCUGAGACCCACGAUGAUAUCCAAUGUCAACGCUGGGACGCCCAGACACCCCAUUCACACAGUAAAAAGGACCCGAGCAACUUUCCGGAUAAAACACUGGCAGAUGCGAACAAUUAUUGCAGAAAUCCUGACAAUGAACCUGAGGGACCAUGGUGUUAUACAAUGGACGAGGAGAUAAGAUGGCAGUAUUGCGAUGUUCCUUAUUGUGACGAAGCAACUAUUCCUACAGAACCACCAGUUACUACACCAGUCCCAGGUCCAUGCCCUCUGUGGAUUGGCCGCGAAAUGUCGAAUCUCCCGAGGGUGGGUGGUCUUUGGAUCCAUAUAAUGACCGAUAAUAUUUUCCCUUGUGAUGGAGUCAUUGAUGCGUUCGAAUA